This is a messenger RNA of Rotaria sp. Silwood2, 387 nucleotides long. NCBI's taxonomy places the organism in Eukaryota, Metazoa, Rotifera, Eurotatoria, Philodinida, Philodinidae. The record is from the annotation of a GenBank genome assembly.
AUGCCACUGGUUGAUCAACAACAAACUCGGUUUCGUCGUGCAUUGAUCAAUAUCUUCAGUGAUACAAAUGAAAAAAAAGUUAGUGCAAACCAUGGUGGUACAAUUAAUAUGGAUUCUACGCAUAGUAAUACGAGUAUUAAAGAAGCAGAUCAUUGGUUAAGUAUGAUCAAAAAUCAAGGUGGUCAUAUUAUGCAAGGUGGUACGGAUCUUGUAUUAACACCAAUCAGCUGGUUAACAACAAUAACAAAUAAUUGGCCUGUGUAUCUCGUUUGCAUCACGAUCAUUUUAAGUUUGUUAGCUUUUUUUUACUGUUCAUUCAAAGCUUGUAUUAACAAAAAUUUACUUAAAAAUAGCAUACCGAUACCAUUAGCUCAUCUUUUCAAAUAA